Hyla sarda is the source of this 1047-nucleotide messenger RNA. It is a transcript of the gene AVEN, whose product is annotated as apoptosis and caspase activation inhibitor. NCBI's taxonomy places the organism in Eukaryota, Metazoa, Chordata, Amphibia, Anura, Hylidae. Gene Ontology annotation, biological process: negative regulation of G2/M transition of mitotic cell cycle. The record is from RefSeq and is a predicted model, not a curated record. The transcript has 5 exons. The coding region runs from base 147 to 989 and encodes 280 amino acids.
GCAUUCUCACAACCCAUCACAAGAUCAUAUAUCCGGGACCAUCCUCCUCCCAUACAUCAAGCUCUGGCCUGACUCUAAGCAAGUUGACGACACUUCUCCAGGUUGGCUACCUGCGGUGAUUUGCCUGGAAAAUUAAUUUGAACACCAUGGACGUGCUGUGGUUCCCGCAACACCCCGUGAUUGCCCCUGUGCGUAACAUUCCCAUCAGGAGAUUGCAGUGCCCACCGGAGUCUACCUGUUUCCCUUCACCAAGAUGGCGCUUGCCUCCUCCAGAACAAGUGUGCACAUGCGCCGGGCAGGGUGCUGUCGGUCUCCUAGGAUACCUUGCACAUGACCUACCACGUGAUGCUGUUUUUAUACGUCCUUUCUGCACGCAGCACAGAGCCUCCUCGUGUGCCGGAAACAUGCCGGGUUCUGCUUGUCAUCCUCCCGUAAGAUGGUUGCUGGGUGAUUCCUUCACUCAGUUCCGAUUUGAUGAUGAAAAAGACUGGGCUGCUGAAAAUCUUAGAAAUAAACAGGACUCCUCUGUUUAUCUGGAUUCCCAGUCUCUAGUUAAAGCCCUGCAAAAUCUGCCACUUCAUCUGCGACUCAAUGUGGAAGCUGAUCUUGUUCAGGAAGAGCUGCCUCAGGAACUUCCUUCAGCCAUAGGACUGGGCAUAUCAAACAAGCCAAUGGUCACUGUCCAAAAAAGAAUUGGAGCUUCUGUGGCUUCAGAUCAAGAUUCAUCUUCUCAGCCAGAGACCCAAACUCCUCUAUCUCCCUCUCGAUCAGCUCAAGAUGAAGAGCUUGAUUUCCUGCUCAGCUUGGAUGCCCCUGUCGAAAAAGCUGGCACAUAUUCUGAUGGGAUCAAUCAGCCUAACCAACAGCUAACCUGUGAGGAGCAUGCAACCUCUAUCGUGAAAGCUAUCCCUGAAGAAGCUGAUGAGGAGAAACCCAAAUCGAUUACUUCUGAGGAUCUGGAGGACUGGCUGGACAGUAUGAUCUCCUAGUCUCUCCUAAUGCUUGCAAUGAUGGAUAAGAUUAAAUAAAUAUGCUUUGUUACUGGGA